AUUUCUCUCAAGGUUUUUGUCCUCAACAUAAACCCUUUCUUUUUCCCCCUUUCACGCUUGCACCUUUUCAUGGCACCCUCUUCACUACACUAGCAUUUUCUUCUUUGAAUUCUUCAUUCUUCUGCAUUUCACAGAACAUGCGUUUUCGCUAUCCUCACGCUGUAACUCCAUUACUAACCUUCCCUUCAAAGCUCUCCACUAUGAACACUCAAACCCUCUCCAAUUCCACUCCAUUUUCAAACCUCAAUAAACCCCUCUUUCGCCGUUUUCAACCUAAAAGAGGUUUUUUCACCGUUUAUUGUUCAAAGAGCACUUCCAAAUACCCUCCGACGCCGCUUAAAAUCAAUGGCUACCAUGCUACUUCUAUCGUUAAGGCUACUAAACCAGUUUAUUUGGAUGAGAAUGUAUUGGAUGCGAAUAUUGAUGCUUUGAAGAGGAAGUUGGAAGUUAUUGGAAUGGAUGCUGAAAUUUGUGUUCCUGGCCAACAAUUUAAUCACUUGCUUUGUCCUGAGUGCCAAGGCGGUGACACGGGAGAAAGAACCUUUGCCGUUAUCAUUGCACCAGACGGGGGGUCCGCUGCAUGGAAGUGUUUUCGUGCAAAGUGUGGUUGGAAAGGCAGCACCCAGGCCUUUGCUGGUAGAAAUCCAUAUUCUACAACAAUGACUCAAUUUAUCCCAGCUAAGAAAAAAAGAGAAAUUAAGGAGGACGACUUGCAACUUGAACCACUUUGUGCCGAGCUGGUUGGAUAUUUUUCAGAGCGCUUGAUUUCAAAUAAGACUCUGAAGAGAAAUGGUGUCAAGCAGAAAAAAUAUAAGGAUGAUCAGAUUGCCAUUGCAUUCCCCUAUCGCCGUAAUGGAGCGCUUAUUAGUUGCAAAUACCGAGACAUCAACAAGAAAUUUUGGCAGGAAUCAGACACUGAAAAGAUCUUUUAUGGACUGGAUGACAUAGUUGGAGAAAGUGAUGUUAUCAUUGUUGAAGGUGAAAUGGACAAGCUGGCAAUGGAAGAAGCUGGCUUCCGAAAUUGUGUUAGUGUUCCUGACGGCGCACCUCCAUCAGUCUCUUCAAAAGAAUUGCCACCUGCGGAUAAGGACACGAAGUAUCAGUAUCUGUGGAACUGCAAAGAUGAACUAAAGCAGGCAUCUCGCAUUAUCAUUGCCACUGAUGGGGAUCCACCUGGUCAAGCCUUGGCCGAGGAGCUUGCACGCCGCAUCGGGAAAGAAAAAUGCUGGCGUGUACGGUGGCCUAAAAAAGGGAAGCUUGAUGAUUGCAAAGAUGCAAAUGAGGUUCUCAUGUAUUUGGGCCCCAAUGCAUUGAAGGAAGCGAUUGAGAAUGCAGAAUUAUACCCUAUACGUGGAUUGUUUAACUUUAGAGAUUACUUUGAUGAGCUUGAUGCAUACUAUCAUCGAACUUUGGGAUAUGACAUCGGUCUCUCAACUGGCUGGAAUAAUCUGAAUGGUUUAUACAAUGUUGUACCAGGAGAACUGACCAUUGUAACUGGAAUUCCCAAUUCAGGGAAGAGUGAGUGGAUUGAUGCUCUUCUUUGCAAUCUUAAUAAAAUUGCUGGCUGGAAAUUUGCACUCUGUUCCAUGGAGAACAAGGUUAGAGAACAUGCUCGAAAGCUUUUGGAGAAACAUGUGAGGAAGCCUUUCUUUAAUGAUCGCUACGCUGAAGAUGUUGAACGGAUGAGUUUGGAGGAAUAUGAACAAGGCAAGAUCUGGUUAAAUGAUACUUUUCAUCUUAUAAGGUGUGAAGAUGAUGCUCUUCCAAAUAUAAAAUGGGUUCUUGACCUUGCAAAAGCAGCGGUAUUAAGACAUGGGGUGCGUGGACUUGUAAUUGAUCCUUAUAACGAGCUUGAUCAUCAACGAUCUCCACACCAGACGGAAACUGAAUAUGUGAGCCAGAUGCUUACCUUAAUCAAACGUUUUGCCCAACAUCAUGGAUGUCAUGUUUGGUUUGUAGCACAUCCCAGACAGCUGUACAAUUGGACUGGGAGUCCUCCUAAUCUUUAUGAUAUAAGUGGAAGUGCACACUUUAUAAAUAAGUGCGACAAUGGAAUUGUCAUCCAUCGUAACCGGGAUCCUGAGGUUGGGCCUGUUGAUCAAGUGAAGGUUUGUGUUCGAAAGGUACGGAAUAAGGUUGCAGGGACAAUAGGUGAAGCGGUUUUGUUGUAUAACAGGGUAACUGGCGAGUACUUGGAAGAUGAUACUGAGUACGUGAAAGAUGAUACUAAGAGAUAGUAGUCACACAAAUCAUUUUUGGCAGGCUUAAUAUGGGGCGACUUGUAGGUGUUGAAUUGAAGUUAUCACAUCUAAACAUGACUAUAAUGUUUCCAUUUUGAGGUACUGGAUGAAUAUCAAGAGUGGUAAAUAAUAACAUCAUAGCAUUGGUUGUGAAAUUUGAGUGUAUAAUAUCAUAAUUUUGACUUGAUUAUUUGUAUCAUGUAGUUGUCCUUUUAUAGGUGUUAGUGUUACAAACUAAAGUUAUGCAUUUGUGUCCUUGUAUAUAGUAUAGGAUUUUUCUUCUUUGCAGACUCUUCAAUCUCAAAUGAUUGAACUUUAUUAUGUACCGUAGCUGUUAAUUUGGUCUAUUGGGCAAAACUCGGUUAAUGUUAUUGAUGGUUAAUUCUAUAUAAAUAACACUAAGUAUUAGUGAAGUAGUGAUAUUUACAUGUUUCAA
This is a messenger RNA of Lathyrus oleraceus (garden pea), 2676 nucleotides long. Its product is annotated as twinkle homolog protein, chloroplastic/mitochondrial. Gene Ontology annotation, biological process: DNA replication. Gene Ontology annotation, molecular function: 5'-3' DNA helicase activity; ATP binding; single-stranded DNA binding. The record is from RefSeq and is a predicted model, not a curated record. The transcript has 21 exons. Bases 138 to 2237 code for a protein of 699 amino acids. NCBI's taxonomy places the organism in Eukaryota, Viridiplantae, Streptophyta, Magnoliopsida, Fabales, Fabaceae.